This is a messenger RNA of Dermacentor silvarum, 5153 nucleotides long. RefSeq names its product vesicle-associated membrane protein 3-like. Gene Ontology annotation, cellular component: plasma membrane; SNARE complex. Gene Ontology annotation, biological process: vesicle-mediated transport; vesicle fusion. Gene Ontology annotation, molecular function: SNAP receptor activity; syntaxin binding. Lineage: Eukaryota; Metazoa; Arthropoda; Arachnida; Ixodida; Ixodidae. The transcript has 7 exons. The coding region runs from base 129 to 491 and encodes 120 amino acids. The record is from RefSeq and is a predicted model, not a curated record.
CCGGAUGUAUGACGUCAUUGAAAAAGCUGUCGCCAUCAUUGAUCCUGAGUGCCCUUUAAAGCCUUAAUUUUAAUCAACCUCGGGCUCGGGAACAUCUAUUCUAGGGCAGUUUGUCCUAUGUACUGAAUAUGUACCUGUCACAGCCAGGAGCUGCGGGAGGCCAGCCGGGGGCCGACCAGGAGGGGGCACCCAGGCCCCCCAACCCCCAGCACCAAGCUGCCUCCAAGCGGAUACAGCAAACACAGGCACAGGUCGAUGAGGUUGUGGAUAUCAUGCGCACAAACGUGGAGAAAGUGCUGGAGAGAGAUCAGAAGCUGUCGGAACUGGAUGAUCGCGCAGAUGCCUUGCAGCAAGGUGCUUCACAGUUUGAGCAGCAAGCUGGAAAGCUGAAGAGGAAGUUUUGGUGGAAAAACUGCAAGAUGUGGGCCAUCUUAAUUGGUGUCAUUGCAAUCAUAAUUAUUAUCAUUAUUGUUUGGGCAUCGACAGGCUAAGAGGGUGAAAGCGAGCGCACGAGAAGAAUGAAGUCGAGGAAGGAGGAAGAGGCACACCGCACAAAAGCCGAGAGAAAGAAAAAUGUUUCGCCCGAUUAUUUUGUGCCGCACUCCACCACACAAGACUGAGUCAGUCACCAAGUGGGAUUGUCCCAUUCCCUUAGCAUCGCAGCAUCGCCAAAUCGCUCUGGGACAAAACUAUUUUCCCUCAGCGUGACGUGUUGUGGCGCUCAUCGCUCUGUGUUGUAUUGUUCACCAUUGUUAUCUUUCUUGUACUUUCAUGGUGAUGUCAGUUUCUUUUUGUUUUUCCGGCUGGUGUUUUUUUGAUGCUAGCUGUAUUAUGCUCCUUGCAGUUGCUUUAGGUUGAACACUGAUAUGAAAACUCUGCUCAUGGCUAUGUGAAGGAGCUUGAUUUUCCUUGUGCAAAUGCUUCCUGGGUUGAUGUGUGGUAUGCCCUGGAAGACUGACAUUGAGUUCCCCCUAAUGUACUUGAUGUCCUGAACAAAUUGAUAUUUGUGCUUGGCAUUAAAUUGAGUUAUUUUCGCCUUGCACCUCUGUGGUUAUGCAGUAGGUAAUACUGUUUGUAUGAAGCUUUGGGCUGCUUUCCAGGGAAAUCAUGCUCGCGCUCUGCAAUGUAACAUACAAGGUGGCAUGAGCUCCUCUAGAGGGCAUCUUGUAUGACCCACUGAGUUCUGAAGACAUCUUGUAGUUUAUACUUCAAGAAGGAGUGGCCAUGAAUUCAAAGAGUGGCCUCUGCUGCACUGGACCAUAUAAGACAGGCAGUUGUGCAUUCUCAUUAGCCAAUAACCUUUUAUAAGCCAUGGUUGCUUACGAUAUGGCAUUUCAAGGGCAUUCAGAAUAGGUGCUCUGUGAUUGGCAUCUGGACUUGGAAUGGCAGAUGUUCAGGGUUUAAUUGUCAUGACCAGAAACAGUUUCAACAGUCUUGGACCAUGGCAUGCAACUUAGGGGCCUUACUAGAUGAACCCACAAGGUCUUUGGAUGCACAGCAUUUGUGUUACCUUUGUGUUGCUUUUACAGAGAAUGGCAUCCUUCUUGAAUGAGUGUGGCGUCAACACGGCCGCUGCAGUUUGCUGUAUGUGUCCAGAUUAACAUUCGGGGUCUUUGUUUACCAGGCCAGUAAAUUGUGCAGUUCUUGUGGGGGUGUAAACUCAUUUUGGCCCCUCCUCUGCCAAGAUAACAGCAGUCACUCGACAGCUUGAAUGCCGUGUUGUGGACGACAGGUUGAGACUUUUAUGAAAAGGUUCUAUGGAAAGCUCUGUCGUGUCUGUAAGGCAAAGUCCUUUCCAAGUCCAGGUGUUACUUGCAGUUUGCCGAAGCCAUGUCUCUGAUACGUUGAUGCUAGUUGCGGAGUACGGCCUUUUGUUUCAUUGCUACUUGUGGCGAGAACAUAUCUACAAACACAGGCCAUCAUAAGGCCGAGACCAUGUGACCUCUUGAGAGCCUGUGCAGUCACUCGCUAUUACUUAGCUUCACCUCGCAGUGUGAUGUGUGUUGUUGAGCAAAGGGGCACUUUGGGGGCUUGUUUCCUUGUUGCUCGUGUUUAUGUUGUCGCUUUUCCUUUUUUUUUUUUUUUCGUCGACGUUCUUGUUUCUGUUGCAGUUUAUGCAUCCACCUCAACCUCGUCGACAAAGACCAAGUGAAUGUCCCUCCUCUCGCCCUGGGUCUUGAGGCUUCAGUGCACUAUUUUUUUUAUACCCAACUUCGCCAGUGCGAGAGCAGUGUGCAGCUGAUACUUUUUUUCUUUCAUUUCUUUUUCUUUUUUUUUUUUUCCUUUUGAGCUGUCAGUUUGCUGUCAGCAGUUGAAGGAAUCGUAGAAGACUCCUUUUCUGACUUUACCUGCUUUCAGCAUUUUUUUUUUUCAUCUUUCACUGCUUGUCUUGUAAUUAAAAGGGAUGACUGCAGUACUGUUCUUUGUUAAUGCUAUCUAUAUAGGUACCGUCAUUGUAAAUGCGCGAUAUUCAAAUUGAACUCUCGUACUGCUGCUGUUGUUUCAGGGCUUACUGUGAAUUUGGUGUAUAUUAUUGUUGACGCGGGAAUCGAAAUUGAAUUCUCUCUCUCAGCUUGUGAUGAAAUAUGUGCGUAUGUAUGCGUGCCGUGUGUGCAUGUGCAUGCAGUUGUGUGUGUGCGUGAGCCACUGGAUGAGUUAGCACUUUUAUUCUUCAGCUAAGUUGUAUUUAUUCAAAAGACUGCCAGCGUUGUAACAUUGUGACCUCUCCUUCCUGCGUAUUGCAUGUACAUAAAUAACUUAGCUACAAGUGUUACUAGGAGAGGAGCAGCAGCGUUCACACCAUCUUAGUGAAGUAUGGCCUCCGAGAGUAACAGCGGACUGUCCAAUCUUGGAGGCCAUCAAGUUCAUCGGGUCCAGCGCAGGCAUACACCCACGCGGCGCACCGAGUGAAAAAUUGGUUGCAAGGCAGCACUGCGUACGCUUAACUGGGUUUUGUGCAGUUGUAUGCAUGAUUGUAGGGGACGCAGCUCUCACUGUAUGGUGUGAACGCGGCUUCAGCAAAAUGUCCCCCCCCCCUCCCCUCCGGGUGCACUGACGAGGCUUAACAUGUGCACGUAGGUCGCUUUGCAGUGAGAGCACCAGUGUACAACCUAAUGCGCUUGUCUAGCGAGUUUGGUAAGAAUUGGAACCUGAUAGUGGAUUGUGCCUGGUAGCGCUGCACGAAAUAUGUGCAGCUUGGACGGGCGCACCACACUGCACUCCUAAAGGUUUGCACCCUUUGGGGCUUGUCUCGUCCCACUACAAUAACCGUCCUAUGCCUUGCUUGAGUUUCCUUUCUUGAAAACUAUGCGCUCGCUACUUUCCUGUCGAGAAUGCAAUGUCAUUCUGAUAAUGCGCAUGCAGUUCGUGGCCUCGAAGUACCGGGCUCGCAGCGUUAAAGUGAGGCAAUGCGGGCAAGACAAAUGACUGUAAUCGUUGAGGGACAAGAUAAGCCCCAAAGGGCGCAAACUUCAAUGCGAGUCGUGGAGUAUCGCUAAGCGCUUAACUUCACGACUACAAGCAGCGCGAAUGACGGACAAAAUUUGCACAAGGUGAGACCUGAUCUGAAUACCUAAAUACUGACCCUCAACUCUAAUUUAUGCGUUAGGUGACAGCGCUGGUGCUCUCGGUUGCGCGCACGUGCUUUUGAACGGCAUUCCAUGUUUGCGAUGUCGCUUCUUUUUUUCCCCCGAUUGUUUUGGUGGCUUGGACAGGUAAAAUUAGCGAGUACGAGCCUUUGUCAGAGAAAGUGAGGUUGUAGGACAAUGUUCGAAGAGAUAAUUAAGACGCACUAGUGGUGUCUGUAGAGUGGUCGGCUUCGCGAGCAUCCAGAGCCGAAACCCGUAAGGCCCAGUUAUCCGUAGUCCGAGGUUUAGCAAAGCAGCCGCCUGUGUUUCCCAGCCACGAACAGCGCUGUGUAUGUGGCAUUUGUGACGCACAGAUUCGCCGAACACUGAUGUUGUUGGCUGGAAGUUUGGUUGCUCCCUUUGGCGUGCUUUCACAGUCGUCGCGCUAGCGCCUGAACUCGCCCUCCCAUUUAGCUAGCACACCUAGCUCGGCGACGCGUGCCCAACGAUUCCGAGUCUUACUUCGACUAUAAAUAAGGUGUGUAAAUGUCUCGCAACAUUGAUCGAUAUCGUGAUCGUGGCCAUUUCAUUUAUUUAACGCCGUGCGCAGGGUGUUUUUGGCGGGUCUCUUGCGGGAAAGAACCGCGCACACACGGCGUCCCAAAAUGAAGCGCCUGAACGAACGCUAAGAUUGUCGUGGGGUAGAAUUACUCCCUAGAAGGUGUAACAUAUUUAAGCAUAUACUCCGCAGUGGUUGUAGAAUUUGCUGGUCGCCAUGGCCCCUGGUAAUAGGUGCACGUACUCGAGAACUGAACUGUGCAUCCUAUUGAUGCGAGAGUAGCUCCCCCCUUCCCCCCCCCCUCUUUUUCUUUUUUUUUUCUUUCUAUAAACUGGCUAAUAAGUUGAAAGUUCGUUGGGGUCAGCCGUGGGUAAUGUGCUGGUCGUUUCUAAACAAGUACAUUUUCGCUAGACGAGGAGCUUAAAAACGUGUUUAGGGGUGCAAUUGUGCUCCCUAAACCAUUCCAGUCCACCUCCCCCCACUUUACUCGAGUCCGCGGGUUAUCCUGACUUUGGUGUGCAUGUGUUUGUAUGCGUCUGUGCAUAUCUAGCUUCUCUCUCUCCGCUUGUCACUUUGGAGUCUUCUCCAGCACGAUUAAAAGAAAAAUGCUGACAGCCGCUGUAUAGCUGCGUAUACUAACUGCAAUUACAAACAAAACUAUUCAUGUAAAUGUGUAUAAACAUAGAGGCAUAUAUGCAGCGUGCGUCUGCGUGCGCGCGCGUGUGUGUAUGAGUGUAUACGCGUAUCUCACUGUCUUUGAGGUCAAAUGAUUUUGAGGGUUUCCUGAAACCGCGCGGUUGGUUGGUGUGGACUUCCUCGUUUUUUCACACACUUGUGAAACAUCGUGUUGUAGCGCUCUGUUAAACGUCCCGUUCUCUUUUUUUUUUUUUUUUUUUUGUGAGCUUUUGUUUUUCUUUUCCUGACGAGUGUGAGAGUUGGUGCGUGGUGUUACAAUGACGUUGAUUAUUUAAGAUAUUGCGAGGAUAGUCUUGGGAGAGAAUAAUAAAAGCACUAGCCUUUGAAUCAUU